This is a messenger RNA of Mytilus trossulus (common blue mussel), 384 nucleotides long. RefSeq lists its product as uncharacterized. The transcript is spliced from 3 exons. The record is from RefSeq and is a predicted model, not a curated record. Gene Ontology annotation, molecular function: chitin binding. Gene Ontology annotation, cellular component: extracellular region. NCBI's taxonomy places the organism in Eukaryota, Metazoa, Mollusca, Bivalvia, Mytilida, Mytilidae. Bases 91 to 348 code for a protein of 85 amino acids.
CAAUAAAAUCUAUCGCAUAGAAACAGGUGUGUCACGCAUAUCUGUUAUACUCUGUUCUUGCUGCAGGGAAGUUGUAAUAUCUGAUCAAAGAUGAGGAUUCUUUUAAUUAUUGUUGUGAUUUUUGCUUUCUUGGCUUUGAUUGAUGCUCAGGCGAAAGUGAAGGCUAAAACAUGCAUCACGAAAUGUGCAAAGAACAUGCUUGGCUACUUCCAGUCAUGUGAGUCUUGUGAAGCCUACGUCACCUGUGUUUUCCGAGUGAAAUAUGACCGCAAAUGUCCAGGGACACUUAAAUGGAAUGACAAAACCAAGGAAUGCGACUUCGUAACACCAACCUGCGAAAAGAUUUGAUUGACAUUUACAAUAAAGCAAAAUUCUUUGAAAGCA